This is a messenger RNA of Apus apus (common swift), 4273 nucleotides long. RefSeq names its product cell division cycle 27 (gene CDC27). The record is from RefSeq and is a predicted model, not a curated record. The coding region runs from base 747 to 2948 and encodes 733 amino acids. NCBI's taxonomy places the organism in Eukaryota, Metazoa, Chordata, Aves, Apodiformes, Apodidae. Gene Ontology annotation, biological process: cell division. Gene Ontology annotation, molecular function: protein binding. The transcript has 17 exons.
GGCUUGUGUAGGGGGAGAAAGAACUGACUCCUGAAAUGACCCAAGGAGAACAGCCUGGGAAGUGUUUUUUUUGGGUCUGAGUUUCUCUGAUACUUUGCUUAUUCCAUGCAGUGUUUCCAAUAUGAAUUUAAUGGCCAUGGAACCAAAAUGCAGAUCUCUCUAGAGAUCUCUUAGUCUUUGAUACCCUCUUUAGUAGGCAAGUCCUUUGACGUCUUUAGAGUAGCAAGGAUACCUUGUUUUGACACUCUUUUUUGGAGCUAUUAGGAUACAGGUUUCUUUGCAUCUCCUGUUGAAAAGGAAAUCAUGUUAAUGUUCUACUUGGAAAGGUCCCAGUGGAAUAAAUUGGAAGCUGAUCAUUCCCUCCCUUGCUCUUACAAAGUCUGCUGUGUGCAUGUAGUACAUCAGCUUCUGAACUGAGUUCAGUUAGGUGAGAUUUUAAAAAUCUACUCCUUAGAAUGUGUUUAACUGUCAUUUUUGUUACAGUUAUGAGCCCAUUUAUACAGAUGUACCUUAUUUUCUUGUGGGAAUGGUCUAAACUGAUAGAAGCAUCCACCUACAACUCUUAAUUUCAAGUGGAGGCAAGAAGAGAUGAUUUGUUUGUGCAGAUGUUGGUCUUAAAUGCCAGAAGAAUGCCUCCCAUCCCAGAAGUUGUAUAAAGCCAUUUCCAAGCCUAAUAACUUGCAGAAGGAGAGCAGAUCUUAUCUGGUGGAGUGCUGAAUAAACAGAAAAGCCAUGAUGACAUUGUUAUGGAGUUUGGUGACUCUGCAUGCUUUACACUCUCCUUACUGGGCCAUGUUUACUGCAAGACAGACCGGCUUGCCAAAGGAUCAGAAUGUUACCAAAAGAGCCUUAGUUUAAAUCCUUUCCUCUGGUCCCCUUUUGAAUCACUCUGUGAAAUAGGUGAAAAACCAGACCCUGACCAAACAUUUAAACUGACAUCUUUACAGAACUUCAGCAGCUGUCUGCCCAACACUUGCACAACCUUGGUGUCCAACCACAACAUAUCCCACAGGCAGCCUGAGACUGUCCUGAUGGAAACACCACAAGACACAAUUGAGCUGAACAGAAUCAACCUAGAAUCCUCCAACUCAAAAUAUUCCUCCUUGAACACGGAUUCUUCUAUGUCUUACAUUGACUCAGCUGUCAUUUCACCAGAUGCUGUCCCUCUUGGGUCAGGAACUGCCAUCUUGUCUAAACAGGCUCAAAAUAAACCAAAAACUGGGAGGAGUUUACUGGGGGGACCUGCAGCUUUGAGCCCACUGACUCCAAGCUUUGGAAUUUUGCCACUGGAAACUCCAAGCCCUGGGGAUGGAUCAUAUUUACAAAACUACACAAACUCUUCCUCUGUAAUUGAUGUGCCAUCCACAGGAGCUCCUUCAAAGAAGAAACUUCGUGUUGUGCAGACUGUCAGCAGGAUAAGCCAAGCUGGGACAAAGUCUGUCUUCUCCCAGAGUGGAAACAGCCGGGAAGUCACUCCAGUUCUUGUUGCACAAACACAGAGCUCUGGCCCACAGACAAGUACAACACCUCAGGUAUUGAGCCCAACAAUUGCUGCUCCACCAAACGCGCUGCCUCGAAGAAGCUCUCGCCUGUUUACUAGUGAUAGCUCCACAACAAAGGAAAACAGCAAAAAAUUAAAAAUGAAGUUUCCACCUAAGAUUCCCAACAGAAAAACAAAAAGUAAAACAAAUAAGGGAGGAAUAACUCAACCCAACUUAAAUGACAGUUUGGAAAUCACCAAACUGGACUCUUCCAUCAUUUCAGAAGGGAAAAUUUCCACUGUCACACCACAGAUCCAGGCUUUUACUCUACAGAAGGCAGCAGCAGAAGGUUUGAUGAGUCUUCUCCGUGACAUGGGGAAAGGUUAUUUAGCCUUGUGUUCCUACAACUGCAAAGAAGCAAUCAAUAUUUUGAGCCAUUUACCAUCCCACCACUACAACACUGGCUGGGUGCUGUGCCAAAUUGGGAGAGCUUACUUUGAGCUUGCAGAAUACAUGCAGGCUGAGAGAAUAUUUUCAGAAGUAAGGAGGAUUGAGAACUACAGAGUGGAAGGCAUGGAGAUCUACUCGACUACUCUGUGGCAUCUGCAGAAAGAUGUUGCACUCUCAGUUCUUUCAAAGGAUUUGACAGACAUGGAUAAAAACUCACCAGAGGCUUGGUGUGCUGCUGGAAACUGCUUCAGCCUGCAACGAGAGCAUGACAUUGCCAUCAAGUUCUUCCAGAGAGCCAUUCAAGUUGAUCCAAACUAUGCUUAUGCCUACACCCUGCUGGGACAUGAGUUUGUGCUGACAGAAGAACUGGACAAAGCAUUAGCUUGUUUCAGAAAUGCCAUCAGAGUCAACCCCAGACACUACAACGCAUGGUAUGGGCUGGGAAUGAUUUAUUACAAACAGGAAAAAUUCAGUCUAGCAGAAAUGCAUUUCCAGAAAGCACUUGAUAUCAAUCCUCAGAGCUCAGUCUUACUGUGUCACAUUGGAGUUGUCCAGCAUGCACUGAAAAAAUCUGAAAAGGCUUUGGAUACUUUAAACAAAGCUAUUAACAUUGACCCCAAGAACCCACUAUGCAAAUUCCAUAGAGCUUCUGUAUUGUUUGCAAAUGAAAAAUACAAGUCUGCUUUACAAGAACUUGAAGAACUGAAACAGAUUGUUCCCAAAGAGUCUCUUGUUUACUUUUUAAUAGGAAAGGUUUAUAAAAAACUGGGUCAGACACAUUUGGCCCUAAUGAAUUUCUCAUGGGCAAUGGACUUAGAUCCCAAAGGAGCCAAUAACCAGAUCAAAGAGGCCAUUGACAAACGUUACCUUCCAGAUGAUGAGGAGCCAAUCACUCAAGAAGAGCAAAUCAGUGAAUGUUACCCCUAUGAAUCAGUUGGCACAGAUGAGUCCCAGGAGAGCAGCAUGACUGAUGCAGAUGACACGCAGCUCCACGCAGUUGAAAGUGAUGAAUUUUAACCUCUAGAAGCCAGAAUCUGAGCUUGAGUGUGUGACUGGUCCUGUUGUGUUCUCCCCUCCCUUCUCAUCCUGGGUCUUCACAUCACUGAGCCAGCAUUGUCGUUGCUCUCCACUGACACCUUGAGUGUCCCACUCAGACUGGACACAGAGUUAAUGGCAGUGCAAUAUUCAGCUGCUACUGAGUCUGACUCAUUGGCUCUUACACAUUUAUGAACGUGACUGAGGAGGAAAUGCUGGUUUUGGACUCCCCUUGGCUGGAAAAAAAAAAUAUAUAUCAUGGAAGAAAAGCCUUGUGGUUUGCUGGAAACACCAGUAGAUGUGGGGAUGGUACUAAUGAAGCAGUGUCUUGUUCUUUUUUUUUCCAGAAAUGUGUCUUAGUUUGGUUCUUUCUUGGUGAGCAGAGUGCUGAACCUCAUUUCCAAGUUCUUCAAGGACAGUGUUGACAAAUGCAGGCUGUUCAGAAGACUUUGGCCUAUUGUAGUGUCACUUAAAUGCCAGGAAUGUACGUGACCUUAAAGCUGCAGUGUCUCCAGUGAACAAACAGUGCACAGGGCUGGGAGUGUGUCAGACCACACAACAUAGCCCCAUGUCCCUCCUUAGAAUGCAGACUUGGUGGAAACAUGGCAGGAGAAUCACAGUGCAGAAUCAAAGCUUUCAUUCCAUGCUUUCACCUUCUAACAGAAUUAAUUUAUUCACCUCCUUCUCUGAAAGGUCAGUGUUUACUUUGGGUGUCAAAGAGACAAGGCAGCACCACCUUGCUUCAUUUUUGGGGUUGUUUCUUUUUUUCCUCACACACCCUUUGACUUUGUUCUUCCUCUCUUUAAGAAUAAAAAUGAAUAAAGGGCAGAUCAAGAGAGAAAUGUAGCCACAGCUGUCAUGUGAAAACAUCAACCCCUUCCUCCAGAGAGACUGGGAAGACCAUGGAAGCCUUAAUACAAUCAGAACCUUACAGUCCAAACGCAUCAAUUAUUUCAGAUUAGGAUCAUUUUAGAAACUGGUUUGUAAAGUGUGGUCCAAGCAGGAUGCAGAAAUGUGCAAUUAUCUGUCUUUUGGGGGGGGGGUUGGGUUUCUUUUUUGUUGGGUUUGGUUGGUUUUUUUUUUAAGCUGUUCUUGAAGAUUCUCACUCUAGGAACACUUUCCUCUUCCAUAGAGGCUGCUUCUGUGAGAAGAAAGCUCCUCACAUUAAUGAGUCCCAAAUUCUCUUUCUCUGUAGCAACAAUUGGUGCCCUUGAUGCAGUGAUAAUAAAGAAAGUAUCUGGUAUAAGCAGUUUUAAAGAGCAAUUGAUGUAUAAUAAAUUGGGAAUGAUACCAAUUUCAUAGCACCA